CGACAGCACUCCGCCAGUGCCUGCUAGCAUCUCUCCCUCCUCCUCCCUAUCCCUCCCUCCUUUCCACCCUCCCCCACCCACUCCUUUCAUCAGAAAGGGAUGAGGUAAUCCCUGCGAGGGCUCGUGAAGCACAGCCAGAGUGUGAGCGAGAGAGAGAGAAGCAGUACGAGAAGGAGCCUGUGCGUAGCUGAGAGAGAGAGAGAGAGAUGUCAGUAGCAGCAGAGUGCGAGGAGCUGGAGUCCUGACCAGCAGUACCAGCAGCAGUAGCAACUGUAGUGUUAGCUAGCGUUAGUAGCGUAGCAGCCACACGGUUUUGAGUGAGAUGAGCCGCUGCUGGGGCCGGGGCUGCUAGCGAGGAGAGGAGCGCUGCCUGCCUGCUUUGGGACAGUGACAGAGGAGAGGAGAGCUGGUGCUGGGGUCCUCGGGGUGGGGUACAGCCGUGAGCUGAGCCGUGAGGAGAGGAAUCAUGACUGAACGCUGUAGCCUAUGGAGUGCCCUGUCGGCAGCCGCCUGCUGUUUCUACAGAGGCUCCUUCAUGCAGGUGCAGUUCUCCAAGGAGAAAUACCUGCUGGAGUCUCCACCGGAGAAACUACGCAAGGAGCUGGAAGAGGAGCUGAAACUCUGCAGCAGCGACAUCAGGAGCCAUGGCUGGUACCAUGGACACAUCCCUCGAGAGCUAUCGGAGACUGUAGUCCUGCAGAACGGUGAUUUCCUGGUCCGUGAUUCGCUGAUUAACAUGGGCGACUACGUCCUAACGACCCGCUGGAACCACGAGGUUCUGCAUUUUAAGAUCACCAAGGUCCUGGUCAAGUCCAGCACUGAGUCGAAGGUCCAGUACCUGUUCGAGAAGGACAGCUUCGACUCCAUACCUGAACUGGUGAGGUUCUACGUGGCCGGGCGGCGGCCUGUCUCCCAGCCCAGUGGAGCCCAGAUCUACUGUCCAAUCAUACGCACCCUACCCCUGCGCUACCUGGAGGCCACAUUUGCCUUAGCCAAUAGCAGGCACAGCCUGGCCCACUCACCGUCCAGUCAGAGAGGAGCGUACAUCAAGAGGCGGAGCGUAACCAUGAACGACGGACUGACCACAGAGAAGCUGAUACCUCACAGCCCUUCUACUAUUCACAACCACAAGGAUGUGAUGAGGAACUGUGCCAUGAGUAUGGAUCAGAUCCAGGAGUAUCGCUGUCCCCUGUCUCCUGUAGGAGAAACACCCCUCUCCCCAGCAUACAGCCACAUCCACAGACACAGAACCCAGUCAGGGGGUAGAGUUCUGGCAGUGGUGCCCCCCUCACCAGUCCUGAGACGCUCCAGCGAGCCCCAGCUCAGCCCUGGCUCCAACAACAACCUACCCGACAUGCUAGCUGCCAGCUCCCACUCCACCCCGGCCCACUGCUCCUGCCCAGCCCCAGCAGUGGGCACUGAAACAGAGGGAAGCUACUGCGACCUCAGACCCUCCCCGGCCCCAUGCCCCGGGGCUCCGUGUGCCGCUGGCAUGCCCCCGACACCUCCAGCUAAGAGCUACGUGGAGCGGCUGCGUGUGGAGGAGGGCCGAGGGCCUGCCCCGGGGAGGGAGAACGGAGCAGGGGCUGGGGGAGAGGCGUUCAGCGUCCCCCUGGUGGAGACUGCCUCCUCCUUCAGACCAGGGAAGUACCUGUCACCCCUGAUCCCCCAGGAGAACAAGCCCUUAGAGAUGAGCGUACUGAAGAGAGUCAAGGAGUUGUUGGCUGAGGUGGACGCUAGGACGGCUGCUAAACACAUCACAAUGGCUGACUGCACGGUUGCUAGGAUACUGGGCGUUACCAAGGAGAUGCAGAGGAUGAUGGGAGUAGGUUCAGGACUGGAGCUUUUGACUCUACCUCACGGACAUCAGCUGAGACUGGACCUACUGGAGAGGUUCUACACCAUGUCUAUAAUGAUGGCUGUGGACCUGCUGGGGUGUACAGGCAGUACAGAGGAGAGGGCUGCUCUGCUCCAUAAGACCAUCCAGCUGGCUGCUGAACUCAAGAGCAACCUGGGGAACAUGUUUGGCUUUGCCGCUGUGAUGAGAGCACUGGAGCUGCCACAGAUUUCUCGCUUGGAGCAGACGUGGAUGACGUUGCGUCAGAGACACACAGAGGGAGCCAUCCUCUAUGAGAAGAAGCUCAAGCCCUUCAUGAAGAACAUGAACGAUGGCAAAGAGAGCAGUGUGCUGUCCAACACGUCCUUCCCUCACGUGGUUCCUCUGCUGUCUCUGUUGGAGAAGGGUGUGGCCGUGGGGGAGGGGCCAGGGGCGGGGAUAGAACCCUGGGAGAACGUGGAGGCGGGCGUUGAUGUGGUGAUGUCACACCUGGAGGCGGCCCGGACCAUCGCUCACCACGGGGUGCUGUACCGCACCAACGCUGAGACCAAACUACAAGGCUUCCAGGAGAGUCAGGAAGUUCUGGAGAUCUUCCGGACAGAGUUCCAGAUGCGGUUGCUAUGGGGAAGCAGGGGUUCGGAGGGCAGCCAAUCGGAACGCUAUGAGAAGUUCAACAAAGUCCUGACCGCUCUGUCUCACAAGCUGGAGCCUCCUGUACGCCACAGCGAACUAUAGCACCCAUCUCACUGAACACCCCUAUACAAAGCACUGCGCUCACAGUGCUACGACCUGCCUCCCCAUACUGCAAGGCACCUUGAUGUGGAUGUCCAAAGUGAAUAAGAGGGGAGGAGGCCGACUAAACAGAGACAAAAGAGUGUACUUAGAGAAGACAAGAGGCGAGAAGGAGCAUCUCACUGUAUAUCCCAAAAAAAGGCACAAAGGGCUUUUUCAGAGCUCUUCAAUAGGCUGUAAUAUUUCCCUCCCUAAAUGCUGAAAGACAGAGUGGGUCGAGGAGGAGUGGGGAAAUUGGGUAUUCUUCUACCCAUCAGCAAGCUACAAAGAACUACAGGUAUGGUGUGCGCUGAGGGUCAAACAGUGCGUGAGAGGUUGGAUCUAGUUGUUCUCUGGUAGAUCACAUGAAGCUCUGAUCUGUCUUCAAUACCUUCAUUAUUACCUGUACUAUUACAUCUGUACUUACUGGCUCAUUGUCGCACACUGUUCUGUCAGAGAGUAAUAGUAAACACAAUGUGUGUGUUCUGUCUGACUUGAAGAGACAGUCCUAUUAAACACAACGUGUGUGUGUGUACUUCAGGACACCAGUACCACAGAGAUACAUCGGCAUCUAUCUCUAUGACCUCUGACCUGUCUCAUCGGACCUCCGCUUUAGACUGAGAGGUUGUGUGCUCUAGAAUCUGUUCUUCUUGUAUAGACUCUCUGUGUGGCUGCCAUUCAUUCAUCACAUAGUCCAUCAGGUCCCCUGUUGAUGACACACGCAGUGUGCUCAUACAGACAGACACUUAUCUGCGCCACAACACACAAUAAUAUAUGUUGCCAAAUCAUAUCAGCUGUUUGAGACUAAGCAAUUCUCUCUGUGGGUUUUGUUUGUCUGCUGUUCAGAAGCAGUUCUCUUAUUGAGGCUCUUCUGAGAAGCACCCCUCUCCUCAUUUCUGGCAUGUCAUAAAUUUUUCAUGACUCUGAUUUUGUUUGAGUACUGUUUGGUAGUCUUUAUUUUAAUAGGGGCUAUUUUGGGAAGCAUUCCUCUCCCUCCCCUCUCCUUAUUUCUGGCAUGCCAUUAAUGUUUCAUAAUGACUCCUGUCCCAUUUACAUCAUAUGAGCAUGUUUGCCUUGUCCUCACUUGUCACAAACACACCAUUAGAAAUAUCCUUAAAGCACUCUGACCUGUUUGUGUGAAUUAAUGUCCUUCAGGCACAUUUGUUUUUCCAUGUAAAAACACUGACUACUAUUUUCUUCAACUUGAUUUAGAUGACAUUUUUCUGUGUGAUUUUAUUGCUGACCGGCAGAUUUUGUUGACAUGGUGACAUGUUUGAAGACUUUGUUGACAUGGUAACGUAACAUGUUUGAGCCUCUGCUGUUGCCGUAUAGGAUUCAGGUUUUAACCGGUGUGAAUGAAUGCGCUUUAGUCUGAAAGUGAUCAGAAUGUUCUCAGGGCAGAAUGGAGGCCCCCUCAGUCCUAGCCUGGUCCCAGACCUGUUUGUGCUGCCAACUUCUCUGGUCAUUGUCAGCCAAAGAAACUAUACGAGAUUGCAAAACAACAUGAAUAGAUGUGGGAUCAGGCUACCUCAGACCCCCUCAGUGACUGUAUGAUGUGUUUUGCUUUGUGUGUUUGAUAUGAGAUGGACAGAGUGUUGAAAAGGACAUUAGAUUUUAAAACCAUCAAAAGCGUUUUUGAUUUCACAUAUUCACUGUAGGAUCGUGCGAUUUUUCACUCACUCAAAUUCAUAAAAUGGUCUCUUUCAAUUGUAUUGUUGCUGAAAUGCUUUAGUAAAAUGCAACAUCAACAUGAGGGCUUAAAGGAAUCUGUCAACUUCCUUGGAACUAAAUACAGUGUGACCUUUGACCUUUUGAUCAAAUAAUACCUGGCAACCUUUCCUCCGCCGACUCCUAAGCAGUGUUGCGUUGAAACACAAAAGCACUAUGAAUGAAGAUAAUGAUUUCUUUUAGAUCUGUUUGUUGAAGUGUCAGUGUCUGCUGAUUGACUUCCAAUCCAUGAUGUAUUUAGGCCUGAGAUAGAGAGCUGACUCUCAGAUCUAUGCAAUCACUUUAAAUCAAUUAAGAGUCCCAUAGAAAACAAGCAGAGUAGACACUGCUGCCCCUGAGGAUGUGAGUUGUGUACUACUGGGAACAAUCCAUUUGAACACCCCUCCUAACUGGUAUGUACUACUGGGGAAACUCGUCUAUCAUCUCUGAGCUACAACUUCUCUCACAUGCUGACCUCUGACGUCACCUACUAAGAAAAUGACCUUGAUAACCGCAUUUGACAGUUCAAUGCAACAACAAAACAAUUUAUAAAAAGCAAUCAAUUAAUAUGGGUUUUGAACACUAUAAUUGGUUUACAAGCAUGAUAGCUGUACUUUUAGUUUAUGGUUGAGCCAAUCAGCAUUUCUCAAUGAGUUCAAAGCACGUGAAUGCAUCCAACUGGUAUUUAUGACUUCUCAACUGGUAAUAACCACCUUCCUACUUGGUUCUGAAUGCAGCAUAAGUGCCAGCCAGCCAGAAAGUGCAUCCCAGGUCGUAUUCAUUAGGCACCAAACAAAGGAAAACAUACUGAAACGGGGAUGGAUUAUCAAUUUUGUUUUCUGUUGCAAAACGUUUUGCUACAGUGUGCCCUAGUGAACACGACCCCAAUCAGCCAGAGAAUAAAGGGGAGAGCCAAAGUCCAAUUGCCUUUCUUGUCCAGUAGAGGGGACUAUAGUUCAGUAAGCAAAAAAAUAAAAUAAAAUAGAAGGCAUCUUGAUUUGAAUCUUUUUUUUGUGUGUUUUUGCGAUUUAUUAAUAAGGCCUACUGGUUUAGGAACGAUUUGAUGAUGUACUGUAUGUAAUUAUGUUUGUCUCACCUUAUGUUGUACAGAUUACAUGUGUACUUUUUUCCUGUUGUAAAUAGUCAUUCUGAAAUGAUGAACCUAUAAAGAAAAAGGACAAAAAACUCCCAUGUUUGUGACCCCAUGUUUUUUUAUGUACUGUACAUAAUGGUUCACUUGUUUUUCAAAUAAAAUAAAGCUCGAGUCAAUGACG
Salvelinus fontinalis (brook trout) is the source of this 5589-nucleotide messenger RNA. RefSeq names its product SH2 domain containing 3Ca (gene sh2d3ca). The coding region runs from base 467 to 2572 and encodes 701 amino acids. Gene Ontology annotation, biological process: small GTPase-mediated signal transduction; positive regulation of peptidyl-serine phosphorylation. Lineage: Eukaryota; Metazoa; Chordata; Actinopteri; Salmoniformes; Salmonidae. The transcript has 11 exons. The record is from RefSeq and is a predicted model, not a curated record. Gene Ontology annotation, molecular function: phosphotyrosine residue binding; guanyl-nucleotide exchange factor activity.